CGUUUCUGCGACCAUGGCUGAAGACUUGCGGGCGCUGCGCAACUACAUUACGGCCAAGGACGGCUACGAGUACACGGGUGUCGCCGAUGGUCUUGUCUGUGUGCACAUCACGCACUCGCACCUCCAGCGCUCGAUCGUCGACAUCCGGCUCGACAUGCACGCGACGAUUGGCGAAGUGAAGGAAAAAAUCUACCGCCAUUGCGGCACGAAGCCUGACUACAUGACGCUUAUCCUCAAGAACGGGUCGUCGGCUGUCGGUAUCCUUGACGACGAAAACCGCAAACUCGGCUACUACCCUGUGCAGCAUGGCAUGACGCUGCACGUCCAAGACAACGACCCAUUCUCGCUCUCGAAAGGCGGGGGCCUGGACGACGUCUCGCUCGUGCAAAAGUACGAGAUUAGCGAGGAAGACUAUGACAAGCGCCAAAACACGGUGCGCAACUACAAGCGUGAGCAGCUUGCCAAGGACCCGAACUGGAAGCCACCGGUGCUUCCUGGUGCAUCCAAGGCCAACCGAGCAGCAAGCGAAAUUGUCUUUGACGCCGAGUCUGUCAAAGGUAUCGAAAUCGGCAACCGCUGCGAGGUGAACCCGGGUGGCCGCCGCGGCCGUGUCGCGUUCAUGGGGACCGUUGCGGAGCUCGCUGGCGCCCCCGGCGAGAGCUAUUGGGUUGGUGUCGUUUUCGACGAGCCCGUAGGCAAAGGCAAUGGUUGUGCCAAGGGAAAGCGGUACUUUGACUGCGCCGAGAAGUUCGGCGGCUUCAUUCGCCCCAACAACGUCACAGUUGGAGACUUUCCGAUCGAAGACGAGCUCCUCUCAGAUGACGAGUUUUAGAGUUUGACGUAGUAGCUAUGAUUGCAUCAAUAUUCUAACGCAUUGCCUUCGCACAUCAUGACCCACGA
Molecule: messenger RNA, 900 nt
Organism: Saprolegnia diclina VS20
Lineage: Eukaryota; Oomycota; Saprolegniomycetes; Saprolegniales; Saprolegniaceae
Exons: 2
Coding region: 14-832 (272 amino acids)
Biological process (GO): cytoplasmic microtubule organization; tubulin complex assembly; post-chaperonin tubulin folding pathway
Cellular component (GO): nucleus; cytoplasm; microtubule plus-end
Molecular function (GO): alpha-tubulin binding; microtubule plus-end binding
Source: RefSeq, a predicted model, not a curated record